Molecule: messenger RNA, 2253 nt
Organism: Armigeres subalbatus
Lineage: Eukaryota; Metazoa; Arthropoda; Insecta; Diptera; Culicidae
Gene: eIF3d1
Product: eukaryotic translation initiation factor 3 subunit D
Exons: 4
Coding region: 135-2024 (629 amino acids)
Biological process (GO): translational initiation
Cellular component (GO): eukaryotic translation initiation factor 3 complex; cytoplasm
Molecular function (GO): translation initiation factor activity
Source: RefSeq, a predicted model, not a curated record
GACAGCUGUCAAGUCAUUCUUUCACCGAGUUUCAGCCACGUUAGAGAGUUAUUUUCUUGAAGUCUGGUCGCGUAAAAUACCAGAUAAAACGGUUUAAAUUCUGCGGAAAAGUCCCUACGCGGUCUAUCCUGUUGAUGAUGAGUGAGACCAUCGCAUGUACGCCGGAUUCGGCAAUUUUCGAUGCCCCACAGCUGCAAUUUAACGAAGAAGGAUGGGGUCCCUGUGAACUUCCGGAUGCGUUUAAGGACAUUCCGUACCAGCCGUUCAGCAAGAGCGACCGUUUGGGCAAGAUUUCCGACUGGACCGGCACGGCCCAGACCGAUAAGAAGUAUCCCAAUAAAUAUGCAUCGCAGUUUGGAGGUGGUAACCAAUACGCGUACUACCAUGAAGAGGACGAGACGACAUUCCAUUUGGUGGACAGUGCUAGGAUUCAAAAGCAGCCCCAUCAACGCGGUCGCUUCCGUGGCAAUAUGAGAAACCAGCGUGGACGCGGACGUGGUGGCCGAGGAGGUGUACAGGCCGGUGGAAUGACAACGCUGUCCAAGAAUGCCAACAAGGGACGCGAUCAGCGCAGAGGCACGACCCGUAAAUGGGGUGCCCGUCCGCCGCCGAAAAUUCGCGACGCAUCUGUCGCUGUCCGUCCGGAUUGGGUUACGGUGGAAGAGAUGGACUUCCCCCGGUUGAGCAAACUAUCGCUUCCGAAUGUCGAAAAGGGCGAAGAUAUUACCACUUGCGGCACGCUGGAAUAUUACGAUAAGACUUACGAUCGUGUCAAUGUCAAGAACGAAAAGCCACUGCAGCGUGUGGAUAGAAUCUUCCACACAGUUACCACCACCGAUGACCCUGUCAUUCGUCUGCUGUCGAAGAGUCACGGAAACGUCUAUGCAACCGAUGCAAUUUUGGCUACAAUUAUGUGCUGCACAAGGUCCAACUACUCGUGGGAUAUUGUCAUUGAGAAGAUAGGCGACAAACUUUUCAUGGACAAGCGAGACAACACCGAGUUCGAUUUGUUAACCGUAAACGAAACCGCUAUUGAACCCCCGAAUGAAGAUGGAAACUCUUUGAACUCCCCUCGGAAUUUGGCCAUUGAAGCCACCUUCAUUAACCACAAUUUCAGCCAACAGGUAUUGAAGAGUGGUGAGAAGGAACCCAAGUUCAAAUUUGACCAACAGAAUCCAUUCAUUGGCGAUGAUGAAGACGGUGAAGUCGCCAGCGUUGCUUACCGAUACCGAAAAUGGGACUUGAAUAAUGGUAUUGAGCUGGUAGCCCGUUGCGAGCACGAUGCUGUUCUGCUAACGCCUCAAGCAGACACGCAGUUUUUGACGAUAAAGGCCCUGAACGAGUGGGACUCCAAGGUGGCCAACGGUGUCGAAUGGCGUCAGAAGCUGGACACCCAGCGUGGUGCCGUAUUGGCGAACGAACUGCGAAACAAUUCCUGCAAAUUGGCUAAGUGGACUGUGCAAGCUCUCCUGGCUGGAUCCGAUCAAAUCAAGUUCGGAUAUGUAUCUCGUGCCCACGUGCGAGAUUCAUCGCGUCACGUUAUUCUUGGCACGCAGCAAUUCAAGCCACAAGAAUUCGCCAACCAGAUCAAUCUGAGCAUGGACAACGCCUGGGGUAUUCUGCGCUGCAUCAUUGACAUAUGCAUGAAGCAAAAGGAUGGCAAAUAUUUGAUCAUGAAGGACCCGAACAAACCAAUGAUCCGGUUGUACGAUAUUCCCGACAAUACGUUCGAGUCGGAUGGCGAAGAAGAGGAAGGUGACGACGGUGAGGCAUUCCAAACGUAUGCCUAUGGGCCAUCGAUUACUACGACGACAGAAGCGAAAGCGGCUGCCGUCGCAGCAGCAGCAGCUGUUGCUGCUGCUGCUGCAGCUGCCGCUGCCGCAACAUCGACUGCUGCUGCGACUGUUGCUGCAACGACUACUCCAACUGUACAGGCUGUCACGGAAACAGCCCCUACUUCUACGGAAGCCAUUAUUCCAGCAACUGCUAUUAAGACAUCUGCCGCAGUGGCAGCACAAAAGUAAGAUCAUUUUAAUUCACUACACAUUAUUUAUGGUAAAGAAGAGUUCUAUCCAGUUAAACCGAGUAAACAUUAGCCUUUUCUUGAUUAAUCAACAUAAAAUUUAGAAAUCAUUUUCAGUUGUAAUGUACAUCUUGCGCAAACUAAAGGGAAUGAUCAAAUACUACAAAGAAAUUAAAAAAGUUCUACCGGCAACGGGUGCAAACCGCUGUUGGAAGGGCACCAAAAAACAA